AUGUCGAAAAACAAUUGCUGCGUUGUAAAUUGUUCUAAUACUUAUAAAAACAGUACAGGCAUAGUGUUUUAUAGUUUUCCUAAUAGAAAAUAUGAAGUAGCAUUGAAAGAAAAAUGGAUUAGAGCAGUCAAUCGAGUUCAAGAAGAUGGUAAACCUUGGCGUCCACAACCGCGUACUCUUAUUUGUAGUGCUCAUUUUAUAGGGAACAAAAGAUCACAUGAUCCUAGCAGCCCAUCCUACAUUCCUACUAUUUUCCCAAAGGUAUAUAAAAUUAAGGAAACUAACCAAGAACAAAAGAAUGCAAGAUAUGAACGUUCUAAAAAACGACAAGCAUUAGAAUCCAAUACUUUAAGUUCUACUGUUACAACUAAUAUCUCUGAAAGCUUAAUAGAAUUGAAUGAUUCAGUAUGCAGUUAUAAUAAAACUAUGAUCAACAAAUCUACCCAAGUAGCAUUUGAUGGAAUAGAAAAUUAUUUUGUAUUUAAUUGUGAGUACGAAGGAAAUAAUGCUGCAACUCAAGUGACUAUUCCGAACAAUUUUAUGGAAUUUAAUAAACCAAAAACUGAAGAUAAGUCUUGUGGUAUAGAGUCAUCAAACAAUAAUUCUUGUUUAUCUUGUAAUACUUUCCAUGGUUUUCAAUCCAUUGAAUCUGAGCAAUCAUUAAAAGACAUAACAGGCAUAACGUUUAAAAUAUUUGACUUUCUGCUAUCAUUAAUACCAAAUAAUAUAAACUCUCAGACUAUUCUAAGUAAAGAAAAUUAUCUUUUGAUUUUUUUAAUGAAACUUAAGUUAGGUUUAACUUAUUCUGCACUGAGUGUUUUUUUCAAAAUUCAUAGAACUACUGUUAGUAGAGUUUUUUUAGAAUGUUUACACAUUUUGUCUAAAAAAUGCAAAAAUUUAAUAUUUUGGCCUUCUAAAGAUACUAUUUUGGAUACUCUACCUGUUGUAUUCAAAAAAAAUUAUCCAAACUGUAGAUGUAUCAUAGAUUGCUCUGAAAUCAGAGUCGAACAACCCAAAACUAUAAAACAAAGAGUAUAUAUGUAUUCUCACUAUAAAGGUUGUUAUACUGUGAAGGUACUUGUGGCUAUUACCCCUAAUGGGAUGGUAAGCUUUUUAUCAAAAGCAUAUGGUGGCAGGUCUAGUGAUUCCUUUAUUACGAAUGAUUGUGGGUUCUUAGAUAAACUUGAAAUUGGGGAUGAAGUACUUGCUGACAAAGGUUUUCCUGGUAUAAAAUCUGGGAUAGAAGGUCAAAAUUCUAUACUAGUUAUGCCUCCAAUAUUACACAACCGUAGAUUUUCUGAAGAAGAAUUACUUAAAACUUACAAUGUUGCAAGUAUGAUAUUUUGUUAA
Messenger RNA from Myzus persicae (green peach aphid), 1350 nucleotides. RefSeq lists its product as uncharacterized. NCBI's taxonomy places the organism in Eukaryota, Metazoa, Arthropoda, Insecta, Hemiptera, Aphididae. The transcript is spliced from 3 exons. Bases 1 to 1350 code for a protein of 449 amino acids. The record is from RefSeq and is a predicted model, not a curated record.